AUGAAAGGUGUACAAAACAUUUACAACAAUGCUUACAGCGUCUCGUCCUUGCUCGUCUUCUUUGUCCUGAUUCUGUUUCGUCCGGCCCUCUCGAUCAAUUCCACCAAUAAAUUGUCGUCUUCAGAGUCUCUCACAAUCUCAAGCAACAGAACACUUGUAUCUCCUGGCGGAGCCUUCGAGCUUGGUUUCUUCAAACCCUCGGCACUUCCGCGUUGGUAUCUCGGAAUACGGUAUAAGAAAGUCUCAGAGAAGACGUACGCAUGGGUCGCCAACAGAGACAACCCUCUCUCUACAUCCAGUGGUACCCUCAAAAUCUCUGGUAACAAUCUUCACCUGCUAGAUCAGUUCAAUAAAACUGUUUGGUGGACGAGUCUUCCUAGCCGCGAUGCGCCGGUGACGGCAGAGGUUCUCCCCAACGGAAACUUUGUACUGAGACACUCCUACAACGACGACCCUAGUGAAUUCUUGUGGCAGAGUUUCGAUUUUCCGACAGAUACUUUACUUCCGGAGAUGAAACAAGGUUACGAUCUCAAAACAGGGCGCAACAGGUUUCUUACAUCAUGGAGAAGUUCGGAUGAUCCGGCGAGCGGGAACUUCACGUUCAACCUCGAAACUCAAUGGGGAUUGCCUGAAUUUAUUCUUCGUAUGAAUCAUGGAUGGGUAGAGGCAAGGAGCGGUCCCUGGAAUGGAAUCGAGUUUAGCGGCGAUGCGAGGAUCAGAUUACAUGGUUUCCAAUUUUACAGCUUCCGUAUGACCAACCAUAGCAUCUACUCGAUAUUGACAACGAGAGACUGGAUGCUCGAGCGAGUCACGUGGACCUCGACAUCAUCAGAAUGGGCAGAGCGGGAUGAGUGGGUAGGCCGUUCAAUAUCUGGAUACUAA
Brassica oleracea var. oleracea is the source of this 882-nucleotide messenger RNA. RefSeq names its product S-locus-specific glycoprotein S6-like. The record is from RefSeq and is a predicted model, not a curated record. Bases 1 to 882 code for a protein of 293 amino acids. NCBI's taxonomy places the organism in Eukaryota, Viridiplantae, Streptophyta, Magnoliopsida, Brassicales, Brassicaceae. The transcript has 2 exons.